AUGGAAGUAGUGGAAACAAAAAAACAAUUUCAACUACCAUGCCAAAAAUCAGUAAAGUGUCCCUGUAAUGUUAAAGUAACAAAUCUAUUUUUUAUAUUAUCAUUUUCUAUUAACAAAAGUAAUGAUGGUUAUUAUUAUUAAUAUUAUUCACAUCUAGUGCGCAAGGAAAUAUGUGCAACCAUCUCGAGCAAAAUCAUUUGCUCCUAUGAGGAUGUACAAACCUCCUUCGAAAUUGUUUGAAGGUAAAACCACAUAUCACUUAUCAUAUUUAAAUGUGGAUCAUUCAGAAAUGCGACGGAGUCGAUCCCAACCCAUCAGACCCAAACCUGCUCUCAUUAAAUCUGAUGCUCAAUUUCUUGGUGAAACAACUAAUCAAUUAAGUUACAAAUACAUUGAAAACAUUCCUAAAACAAAACCAAUUAUACCUAAGCAAAGGUCGAUGAUCGUAUCUGGUCCAAUGGAAUCUGUUACUACAGUUCGUCAAGAUUAUUCACGUAAAUAUAUGGACAAACCAGAAAUCAUAAUACCUUGUGGGAGUAUUCGUUUGAGUUCCGGCAAACUAGAUGCUAAUACUACAGCAAAACUUUCUUAUGUGGAUCCAGGUUGUACGGAACCAACGAUUAAUUUUAAACCCAUAGUGGUCUAUUGUCCACCCAGUGAACCGGUUCUUCAUGACACUACGCAAAAGUUAAGUUAUCAGCCUGUUCACAUUGGAGAAAGGGAUACAUACUCCUGGCAGCAGAAACCAAUUUACAAGUCUCCAGAUGUUGCUAUGUGUGCAAAAACAACAUAUACCGAAAGUUUUUUGAAAAACGAGGAAUCAUGUAUGGAAAAACCUAUAAGGCCAUGUGCUACUAAUGUCUUUCCUAGCGGUGGUGAAUUUCAUGGAAAUACUAUUUAUAAGCAAAGUUAUUUGCAAUCUGCUAUUAUUGAACGCGUGGAACCUAUUAUUCCUUGCAAUGCUAUCUCGAAACCUGAUGGCAAAAUAUCAACAGAUACAACAAGCAAAUUAAGUUACAAACCAGUUUAUAGCGAGAAACGUUUGCCAAUAUUACCUCGCACCAGAAAUAUGAUAGGCGAUGGCUCGAUACAAUCUGAAACUACCAACCGUUGCGACUUUGUUAAAAAAAUGACAUUACGACCGGAUCUUAUUAUUCCAUGUAAUAAUCUUCGAAAUCCAGAUACACCAAUUGAUGACAGAACUACAACAAAAUUAUCUUACACGAAACCUGACGCAACAGAAUGGGUUCAAAGUUACAAACCUGUCGUUCAAUAUCAGAGAUCUGAAAAAAUUGAAUAUGAUACUGUAAAUAAACUGUCAUAUCAGCCUUGGACUCCAAUUCCUAAGGAACAUAUACCAUGGGCAUUUAAAGAUAAAUAUCAACCGCCUACAAAUCCUAUGUGUGCUGAUACUGUUUAUCAAGUUAGUUAUCCUGUACCUGGAUAUUAUGAAGAUAUUUGCGUGCCUAAAGAUUAUAAAUGUUUGGAUUCCAAAUGUGACAAUUCCUUAACACGAAUAGAGACUGCAAAUUGUGACUGA
Molecule: messenger RNA, 1540 nt
Organism: Heterotrigona itama
Lineage: Eukaryota; Metazoa; Arthropoda; Insecta; Hymenoptera; Apidae
Source: the annotation of a GenBank genome assembly